Motacilla alba alba is the source of this 14425-nucleotide messenger RNA. It is a transcript of the gene SZT2, whose product is annotated as SZT2 subunit of KICSTOR complex. The transcript has 64 exons. NCBI's taxonomy places the organism in Eukaryota, Metazoa, Chordata, Aves, Passeriformes, Motacillidae. Gene Ontology annotation, cellular component: peroxisome. The record is from RefSeq and is a predicted model, not a curated record. Bases 4760 to 14425 code for a protein of 3221 amino acids.
UAGAGUCAGCUGGGACUCUGUUCUCAGUGCUUAGAGGAAAGCACAGAGUCUGCCAUCUCAGCACUGGUGGUGUUGUGCAGGAAGGAGCCAUUUUCCCCAAACUCUGUUUUCAUGAAUAAUUGCCUGAUGUAGUAUUGUGCAGUUAGGCACUUGCCAGGCUCACCCUCUGGGAAGGGACAGCCAGUGGGAAGGGACAGCCAGUGAUGCUCUGUAUCUUGGAAAUUAUUCCCCACAACUGCAGAGAAACUAGUGACAGAACUGGGGUUUGCAGAGUUUUUUUGGGAUUUCAUCUAUAGUUCUCCUUUUUUCAUCCCUUUCUAGUUCUUUGCUAAAUGCACUCCAAAAUACUAACAUGACAUUGAGCUCUUUGCUACAACAGACUUAACGUCUCCAAACUACAGUCUUCCAAAAGAAGAAAUUGGGCAAAACAAGGAUAUUGUUAGGUGAAAAUGUCAGAUCAGUCAGGACCAUAACCAAUUCUAGAAGACCAUAAAACCUUCCAGUGAUCCUGUUCUCUCACCUGACUCACUAGACAUGGCACCUGGAGUGUGAGAACUAGCUGCUGACUGGAGACCUUGAAGGGUUUGAUUAUCCUUAGGAGGGCCAGUAAAUCCUACCUACAUUUCUAUCCACCUCUGACUAGUGGUAGUACUUUAACUGAAGGGGAGAUGAAAAAAUCCAAAAGCAAGCUUAUUAGUACUCUAGAAAGUGUUUUAUGUCAGACAAUCAGUCUGUGAUAUAACUCCUAAACCAUUCUAAACUUGCCAUGUGAUGUUUUCUGUGAAGUUACUGUGGUUUGCCUAAAAAACACAUAAAUCCCUUCUGCCACUGCUCUGGUUGGAAGACUGUCCCAGAGCAUCAUUGCUCUUUCUCUAGCUUCUGUUCUAAACUCCCUGAGACCAAGUUAGACCUGUGUGACAAUUAUCUUUAAUUACAUUUAUCCUCCUUCUCUGACUUGCACAAACAUAUUUAACAACAUCUUUCUCCUUGUAACUUACCUUUUGGCAGGUUAAUAUUAAGCAAGCCAAUAUUUCACCUUUCUUUUGUAAGGGCAGGCUGUGUUGUUUAUUCAGGUUAAUAGCUCUUAUAUUUUUUCCCUUAAGUUGUUUUCUUUUCAGUUUGAUCUCAUAUUUCUCAAAACAGUUGAUAAGAGUGUAGUAAGUGUGGUUUAAUCAAUGCCUUGUUCAGCAGUAUUAAUAUUUCCCUGCUUCUGAAGUAAAAUACCAAAUCUGUUAGAUUGGGAAUUGCGUGGACUUGCUCCAUGAUUAUAUUGCAGAAAUCCCUGAGUCUUUCACACGCCUUUUCCUUUCAGCUGAUGAGUCCUUGGGGGUGUUUUAUUGGGUUUUGUUUGUUUAGCAGUCCCUAAAUGUGCUGUCCUUCACAUGAUAUUACUCCUAAGUUUAUCUUGCUCAGUUCACCUACCUGUUCCUCUGUGAUGCCUGGCAAUUUCAGUUCAUUUCCCUUGAUGAAACUGAAUGGAUCUAAAUCACCUUUUUGGGGGGGAGGAUUGCUAGCAAUCAUAUUAGGUGGGAUAAUUCCUAAAGUUGGUCUUACAUGAAUCUCUCUAGUUUCUUGUUUCAGGAAUUUUCUGUUAAAAGUAAGUAUCUGAGAAGUUUUCCAGGUGAGACAACUGUUCUAGUAAUGUCUGCAGGUUGUUUUCACUAAUGUAGGUGAGGCAUGAGAUUACUUCCCUUAAAUCCAGGCAGAUGAGAUCCAUUGCAUUCUCCUUGGCUAGGAAUGUCUGGGAAACAGUGUGACAAGUCCAUUCCUGUCCUCAGUGUCUUUUAUUCUUCCGUGCACAAGUUCACUUACAGCUUGAGCAGUGCUGGAUAAAAAGCCUUUCUCUUUAAUCUGGCAGCAAUGCUGAAGUGCUUUUGGUGACUGUGUAGUCCUAUAUAGAAAUGCUGGAAGAGCAUUCACCAGGUAUGAAUCAUUCAAAAAGCAGUCAGACAAGUUCACGUUGUAUCUUUUUGUACAAAGGUAUAGCUACAACCUCUGGCUCAGGAUAUUGUAAAGCAGUGAAUUCCUGCACUCUGGAGGAAUGUAUUAGAAAUAUCACCACAUGUUACCAUGCUCCCUGCAUUUUCCUCCAGGUAUUUGCCUGCUGGCUUUUACUCCUUGGAAUGCUAAAUGGACUGGUCUCCUAUUUUUACAAGAGCAGAGAGCAGAAGAACAGCUGCUGGAUCAGAGUGACCUUCUGUGGUGAAUAACUAUGGGCAGGUGUACAGGGAGGAGUAAGAGAAGGAUAAACAGACAUGAUGAUAAUCUCCAUUCUCCUUUCCUUUUUUCUUCCUUUGAAGCCAGAAAUAAUUUCUGUGUAUUUUUUUUAGAAGAACUUUAAAAAUGAAAUGUCAGAGGUUUCAAAAAAUGGAGUGUAUUUCUGUGCAGCCUUCAGACUAGUAGCAGAUAAUGUUACUAAAUACUUGGGAAAGGCUAAAUGCUCUGGGGAGUUGGUGAAAAAUUUGCUGAACUAACAGGUUAAAGUAGAGUUGAGAAAUUAUUCAAGACAUUUAGACAUUCAGCACUACCUUUGCUGAGGAAAAGCAUGUUUGGCUAAUCAGGAUUCUCUGAGCCAUUCUACAGAGAAGUGUAUAACAAAGAACAGUUAAUUAACCUGGAUUCCCAAAACUUGCCAAUUAAAGGCUGUUAAGGAGCCAGCUGGCUGUGAAGCAAGAGGAAAAAAGUGCAGCUGUGGACUUUGACACUGUCACUUUUCUCCUUCACUUUACCACAGACAAAAUAGAAUAAAAAGCUGGCUUUGUGCUCAGAGUUGCCUGGAGAGGUUGUUUGUGAUCUUUAUGAGUUCUCUGGUUACCCUCACUGUUUGAUUUUUAAAUAUUUAGGUAUUUAGGAGGCAAUUGGUUAUUUAGGAAUGCAGAAGUGCAUGUGAAGGGGAAAGGAUUGGAAGGUAUGGAAGGGAAAGAAGCUUUGGGGUCAAGGUGUGUAAUGGAGCCCAAUUCUUUUACUUUCUGGGACAUUGUCAGGGGAUCUCCCUCUGUAACAAAAAAAAAAAAAAUUCACUGAUCAUUUUGUGUUGAGGGCAGCCUGGAGGAUAGUUUUCAAAACAUAAUCUUCCUCUGUGAAUCAGUCCAGCAUCAAAACUGGCUGGGCAGUAGCUGAGCAGUGAGAAUGGCUGUUCUCUAGUGCCAGGAAUCAGGAAGACAAAGUGAGCUUUCUGAAAAAAACAGAGCUGGACGUUGUGAAGGAAAUCAAAGUAGAAAAAAUUUUAUUUGCCAUUAACUCAGGAACCAGAAAGAUACUGCUUUGCAGUAAAAAAAAAAAAGCUAAAGAUUAAUCUAGAUGUAACUUCAGUCUAAGUAAAUAUUUUGCCUGUGUUUUUAGUUUUGCUUGUGUGGGAUCACAGGAGUGAAGCCAGGAUGACUAAUGGAAACAGAAGUGGAAGUUGGAAAUAUUUUCAUUUAUGAUCUAAGCAAAAAUGUGGGAAUUUACUUAUUAUGUUUGCUGUUGAUGAAGUAGAAAGGCUUUAUUAUGGGAACCAAAAUAUUGUGCAGGAAGCAGUGGAUGAGCCCUAAAGCAACAAGAAUGAGGUGACAAUAUGAAAUAGAAGGAGAUGAAUCUAUAAAUUCUUGUUUAGCCUCUCUGAUAAACAAGACAAUCUUCAUAGGAAACUACAGAUGGUGCAGUCCUGGCAAGUGCAUUUGUGGUAACACAAACCAUCCAUUGUAGGAAAUAUUACUGACUUUAAAUAAAAUCCUACUAAUCCACCAGAUUAAGUACAGGUAAAAUACAGUAUACACUUUUGAUCAUCUUUGUUUAAGAAAGGUGAAUUCUUAAAGUGCAGGGAGGUCUGGGUGUGUUAAGGGGAAUGGAUGUUCUGUCACAGUAACAGCUGAAACUGGGUACAGAUUUCUUAGUACUGCACACUCCUUGUCAAUGUUAUGGAAAUGAAGUUCCUCAGAAUAAAAAUAAUCUAAUCAAAAGAAUAACCAAGCAUGAAUUUGGCAUGUACUCUGGAAGGUUUCUUCUAAACAUUGAUGGGGGAAGAGUGCUUGGAGGGUGCUUCCCUGCAGGGACCAUGAGAGCAAAAAGAUGGCUUUAAAGUGGAGCUCAAUCAGCCCGUGAAGGGGAUGGCAUUGUGUGCCUAUGACAGCAGCAAAUGCAACUCUGCAGGAAACAGAGCAUCCAGGCUGAUGAUCUGUUCAGAAGGUUUCCAGCACAUCCAAUCACUUAUCAUACAAACCCUGCAAGUCUGGCAAACUACAGAGCAGGCUGGACAUAGAAUAGAUGAUCGAGCAGUUGAAAUCGCAGCAUGGUCAUGAGUUUCCCUGGGAUGUUUCAGUACAAAUACACAUGCACAGUCAGCAGGAGUGGGAUAGUUGUCUGCUCUUUUGGCUCAGCGAGGCCUGCUGUCAGAUGUUUCUGUUAAUAUUGUUAGGCAGGCUCACUUAAAGGAAAAGGUAAAAAUGUACAGUUUGAGGAAUAGGUGAAUAUUCAUUCUUAACAUCUUAACUUUGGGAAGAGAAGGUAAACAUGGUGAGAAGCUUUGAAGUUUGAAAUUCUAGAUUGCAUGAAAUACAGUCUGUGCAGAAUGAAUAGAGAUUAAUUCAAGAAUUAGGCCUCAUCUUCCAGGUUGUUUGUGAUCUGUGUCCAUCAGAUACCUGCGUUUCUGUGAUGGGAUGGAUUAACUCUACAGUGUGGAUGAGAAAACUUGAUAAUUGAAUGGCCCUGCUCAUCUGUGCAAAAAAAACAGUUUUCUUGGAAACAAAGACGAGGCUGUGAAGAAGAGAGCCCAUUGCAAAUGUCAGCACCUCCUCUGAGUUUCAGUUACCUUCUCAAGUGUGGGUCUCAGCUGGAGGUGAAACUAGUGCUGCUUUGGAAGCAUAACAUGAGGAUUGAGUACUUAGCUGUGACACCCUGGCCCCUGGACCCAUCAAAACGCAGCACUUGGGUGGAAGUGACAAUGGAGGGAAGCUAUGACAUUUUGCAUGACAUCAGCUGCACCAUGAGGAAGCCCAUCACCAGUCUGUACCGCACCACAGUCAUCCGGCGCUUCUGGAACACCUUGCAGAGCAUCAACCAAACAGAUCAGAUGUUGGUACAUCUGCAGUCUUUUGACACAGUCCCAGAACACUUUACCAUUCCUGAGAGCACCAAGAAUGGGGUGCCCCUUUUCUACAUCCCACCAGGCUCCACCACUCCGGUAUUAUCUCUGCAGCACAGUGGGUCUGACUCAAGCCAUUCCCAGUUUGCCUCCUACUGGAAGCCCAUCCUUUCCAUGGAUGCUAACUUCUGGCAGAGGUGGCUGCACAUGCAUCGUAUAGUCAUCCUUCUGGAGCAUGACACGCCUGUGCCCAAGCACCUGCACACGCCGGGCAACAACGGCCGCUACAGCACCAUCCAGUGCCGCAUCUCGCACUCGGCGCUCACCUCCCUGCUGCGCGACUGGAGCAGCUUCGUGCUGGUGGAGGGCUACUCUUACGUCAAGCUGAUCCACGGGUCUGAGGAUCUUACCCCUUCCUCAUUCUAUGUGGUACGAAUCAUCUCCAAAGCUCCUUGCAUGGUUCUCCGGCUGGGCUUCCCCAUUGGCACACCUGCACAGGCCAGGAACAAGAUAGUGGAAGAGUUACGGGACCGAAUCUUGCAGCUGCGUUUUCCCCACAGGGUCCAGAGCAAGGAGGCCACUCCAAAAGCAAAGAGGAAAAUGUUGGGCAGUAGUUCUCCCUCCAAGUCCCCACCUGUGGCUGGGGCCCAGUCAGCCCUCUCAGACAGACCCUGCCUUGUUGUGCUGCACAAACCUUUGGAGAAGCUGCUUAUCAGGUAUGAGAAGCUGCCUUCUGACUAUCGAGCCCCCUUCAUUCUGAACCUGGAGCAUCCCCCCGUGUCUGGUCCCCUCACCAUGGUGGCCAAUCGCACUGCCUCCUCCACCCUGGCUUCGCUGUCUCGCUACUUCUAUCACCAGCGCUGGAUCUGGAGUGUCCAGUCAGGGCUGGCACCGGCUGUGCCCAUCACUGCUGUGGCCCAGCUCCUUUCCACACUCACAGAGGUUCGUCUGUCAGAGGGUUUCCACUUUGCAUCCAGCGGAGAUGGCAUUAUCAACAUGGUGCUGGAGCUGCCCAUGCAGAUUGAUGGCUCAAGUGAGAGCAGCAGUGACAGGGAGAAGCACACCUGUGUGGUCCAAUACAUCCUCUUCCCGCCCCACUCUACCUCCACCAAGGACAGCUUUUCCACAGAUGAUGACAAUGAUACAGAGGUAGAGGCCAUUGAAGUGGACACAGAACUGAAUUUGGUCACUGAGUGCUGGGUAGAGCCACAGAGUGGCCAUGUCCACAGUACUGCUGAGAACUGGAAGCACCUUCAUGGCUUGCCCUACCAGAAAAUACCUAAAGCGCUCUAUCCCCGGGACCUUGCGUGCAUCGCCACCAUGCUGACCUUCGAGUACAUCAGCCAGCUGUGCCAGAACAAGGAGUGGGUCUGCCCUUCUUCAGACGCCAAAGCUGCUGAAGAUCCAGACAUGGGGCCUGGCUUUCGAGUGCAUGAGAUCCCAUUCCAGUUCAACCUCAUGAAACUCUUGCCCAGGUGCCAGCAGGUGGAAAUGUUCUUUCUAAUGCUGACAAAAGCAGAGAAUGAGGAGGUGACCAAGGACUCUUCGUUUGUGCCCAAUGAAAUGCUACUAAACCUCUUCCAUGGCUGCCUUCAGCAUGACCUCAGUGACCGGGAGAUCCCCAUGGCCGAUGCUGAUCACGUGGCUUUCAUGGAGCAGGUUCUGCAACGGGAUCGUGAUGGCCAUCAACCCCCCUUCACGCUCCCUGUCAUCAGAGAAGAAACCCUAAAAGCUUCUGGGACCCUGGAGCAGCAGGAUGCUUCUGCAUCCUAUCAUCUUGUUGGCAGUAAUGGCACCAGGGAUAUGACUGGCUCCACAAGUACUCUGCAGAGCCUUGGCAACACAGAGCUGCCUGAGGAUGAUGUGACACUGAGUGACACGCUGGGGCCUUUUCCCCCUCAAUGGCGAUGUUAUGCCAAGCUGGUUAACCCGCAGCACGUGUUCCUGACCUUCCUGCCAGCCACCUUCUCAGAUGUACAGAAGCUGAUGGCUUGUGGGUUGGACAAAUCUCCAAAAGAUGAGAGUCGAUCUGGAGAAGAUACCAUGGGACCUGUCAGUGCAGAGCGAGUCAGAGCUGAAGAGGGGGAUGCUGCAGUGCCAUUGCCAACCCUCAGCAUAACACCAGCUCAUGAAGUGAGCCAGGACCCUGGGGAGCAGAGUGGCCCCUCCCGGAGAGAUGUGCACAUCUCCUUCUGUCGGCAGAACUCGCAGUCUGAGCUGGCCGAGUGCCGCCGGUUUCGCUGCCCCAUUUACAUCUACAGCUGCUCUCUGGAGCUGUUACGAGAGCAGCUCGUCAGCCCACGGGCACACCGCCCUCCUCGGGACAUCUUUUUCAGGUCCCAGUCUCUGGAGCGUCCUCCAACUACUGCCUGGCUAGACCACAAGCACAAGGAGUUGGUGACUUACUGCACACUGCUGCAGGAGCACUCCCACCAGUGCUAUGUGAAAGGGCUGUUCAAGAGCCUUCAGCAGUCACACAACAUCAGCUCCCAGGACCUGCUUACUGCCAUGGACUACUGCGAGGAGCUGCUCCAAGAGAUUGAUAUCACCAACUUCCUGCUGACGGUGUGCAGCCACGUGCGCUCAUUCCGAGAGAGCCAUCAGCAUUUCCAUACACACUCCAAGGCAGCCAGCUUCCAAGUGGGCAGCAUAGAGCAGGAAGAGGAACAGACCUCUAGGGAACGAGGUGUCUUGGUCUCAGAGUCAAGUGCUGAAAUGGAAGACUACAGUGAGCAGGACUCCCAUAACAUUGCCAGCCCCACGGAGGAGCCAAAGAGCAGUGUGGGCACCAGCUGCUGUUCAGAAUUUCCCCUCUCACUGCUGGAAAUUGGACAGCCCUGCCAGGCACACCCAGACUUGCAUAAAAUUAUCCAGGAAAAAUUCCUGGAAAUUGGAAGUUUACAUUUCAAGCCAGUGCCAUCAAAUCCUCACUAUUUCUUCUACUGCCCUCCAUCAGCCAAGAAAGAGGAAGAGGCAUCUCGGGAUCAGGCAGACAGGAAAGGCAGCGAGGACAUGGAGGGAUCAGAGGCAGAAAUGGCAGCUGAAGAAGGAACUGUGUCUGGAUGCUGCAUUGCCACAGAGAGUGACCCAGAGCUGGAGGUGGAGUACCGUGAGAAGCUGGAGCACGAGUUCCCAGACACAGAUUCCCUCUCAGACUCCAACACGGUGAACCAGGAUGACGACUCCUUCAGCGUGCUGGGAGGGGACUCGCUCAAUGAGCAGGAGUUCCUGGAGCAGGAGAUGCCCCCGCUCUUUGUGCACCUGACCUGCUCAGUGAAGCUGCGUAGCCAGCACAGCUCCAUGCCCGUGCAGUCCCUGCCAACUUGUCUAGGUGAAGUUCUGGGCUGCCUGGAAAGCUGCCAGGGCUUGAACACCAUUGACUUGGGGGACCUCUGCGUGACCCUGGACAUCUUUGUGUUGACACUGCCCCUGGAGAUAGAAGUUGUGAACACAGACAUCCUCCACAACAGAUGCACCUCAGAGAGCAGCGUGUCCUUCACGCGCUCUCCAGGGCAGCCGUCCUCUUUCCGCUCGGAUGAGGAUAUCAUGCACAACCUGGAACGGCUGCCGUCCACCGGAGAUGAGAGGCACCCUGCCCUGUCCAACCUCCCUGGAGUGCACAGGCAGGCUAUUGAAGCCACCAUGAAUGAGAUUCGCUGGCUCCUGGACGAUGAGAUUGUGUCAGCGCUGCGUCACUCGCAGGUCAUCAGCACCUCCAUCCUGCACAGGGUGGCCACCCACAUCUAUAACUCCAAGGGCCGGCCCAGCUGCCACAGCGAGGUGGUGCUGCUCCAGUUUGUCUUUGGGCCUGAGCACUCUCUGGAGAAGUUCAAGGAGGAGUUCAGAAGAAUGGCUCUGCCAGGCUACAUGCUGAAUGCAGAAGGCAACGACUACCACUACAUCUCCAUCAGCCGCCUGCACUCCAGGAGGACUGCUCCAGACCCUUCAGGGACACCCUGCUUGCAGCAGCCAGGUGCAGGGGGCACCAGGACAGGCCUAGGCCAGGAGGGGACCAGUGAAACAGAAGCAGAAGGCUCUGAGCUGUCACACCACACAAGCUGUGUCCUCCCAGAAGGCGGCCAGGGUCUCUGGGAGUGGCCAGAGAGUGAGACACGCAUUGUGCCGGACACAGGAAACCCUGCAGGUGGAGGCAGCCACACACAGAAUGAGGCUCCAGGAGAUAUGCUGAGACUUGAUCAAAGCAGAGCACCAGGCCAGGACUCCAUGGAAGAGGCAGUUCCAGAGACAACCAUACAGUCAUUGCCAUCGUCGUCCUCUGAAAAGGGAAACAGUGAGAAAUCACCACUGGUGACACCAUCUGCAGCAAGCCUGUCUGAGUCUGUAACACAGGGCAGGGAAGGCUCCAGCAGGCAGCGUCCCAGCCGUGUGCAGAGCCUCGUGUCGAGCCAGGGCAGCAUGGACUCCGACCAUCUGGGUUAUGAUGGGGGAAGCAGUGACUCGGAGUAUGAGGAGGCAUUAAUGAGCGACCAGGAGCCCAGGUGUCCCCUGAUGCCGGAUUUCUGGCUCAUCAUUAAAAUCCAUCAGGACCGAGUGGAGGUCUAUUACCACACACGCAGCCUGAGUGUGGAGAAGGCAGCAUCAGCAGAGACUGAAGAGGAGCAGCCAGGGGAGUGCCAGAGUCUCAACCAGGUGGUGGUGAAGAAGAUCAGUGAAAUCUGCAGAGUUGUCAAUCAGCGCUUGCUGCUGCAGGACCUGCAUGACAGCCACAUCUGCAACUCAUUACUGGUGGCAGAAAGUGAGGAGGACAUCUGGAAGAGUGAAACACCCUAUACUUCAUACAGGCAGCGUGUGAUGCCCACGGAUGAUUAUUCUGUAGAGGAGAGCUACCAGCCCCGGGACUACCUGGCUGCCACCAUGCAGUUCAUGCCAGGGCACUUUGCUUGUGGAGUGGUGUGGAGCACCCUCAUCCACGUGCAUUCACGCCUCAAGAUGGGCCCCAACAUGGGGGUCUCACGAGCUAUCCAGGCACUUCGCUCGGUGCUCAACGCCUUCUCUGUGGUGAACAGGAAGAAUAUGUUUGUCUACCAGGAACGUGCCACUAAAUCUGUUUUCUACCUCCGGCUGACUGAAACCACCCACAGUGGGAAGGUGUGGGAAGCAGAGAGCAGCCUUAGUGCAUCAUCUCGCUCGCUGGCACUGACACGCAGCCAGGAGCCCAUUUACACUGAGGAUCUAAUGGUUUCUCGUUCCUCUCUGGACACUGCCUCAUGCCGUAGUGUGGACUCUGCCCGCCCUGUGGGACAGAUAGACAGACAUAUCCAGUUGAUGGUCCAUGGUGUUGCCCCAGCAGGGCCUGAGAUCACAGACGAACUGGUGAAGGUGCUGCGCAGACGCCUGGAUGAGGCCACCCUGGAUAUCAUCACUGUCAUGCUGGUGCGGAACUGCAAGCUGACCCCAGCAGAUGUGGAGUUUAUCCAGCCCCCCGGGACGCCGCCCACCGAGGUCCUGCAGUUCUCCCUGCCGCCCUCAGCGCUGCCCUGGCUGCACGCCGUGGCCUAUUACCUGCGCCAGAACCUGCUCAUCUUCCUGCACACCCCCAAGUACACUGACAGCAACGUGGAGCACCACUUCAAGCACUACUUCAACCACAACGGGAGCAUCCCUGACCAGGAUCUCUAUUUGUACAACAAGCCGGGUGGCCAAGGCACUGGUGGAAAAGGAAUCGCGUGCAUUGCACUGACAUUCGUGGAUGAGCACGGCAGCCCCACCUUGCUGCCCCACGGGGAGAGGCCUGACCCUCUGAAGCUGCCUUCCCCCUCACCCAUCGUGGGCCUGCUGCAGGACAGCGAUUUUGAAAGCCUGACAGCCGUCAGCAGGCACCAGCCAGGGACUGAGCCCCUGCCUUCAGAACCUUGCGUGCGGGUGCGCCUGGAUAUCUGGGAGAAGGGCAACAUCAGCCUGCUGCAGCUGGCGGAGAAGCUGCGCGGGGCCCUGCGUCACGCGCUCUGCGACGCCGUCAUGGAGUUCCUCGUGCUGCCAGCCCCGCUGUGCGUGGAAGCCUCCUGCCCCCUGAGUGCUGCAGACCUGGAGGACCUGAGCGCUGCGGGAGGCCUAAGGAGGACCAUGUCAGAGACCAAGGGCCUGGCCUUGGCCAGUGCGGGGCCUGGCAGAAGCUGUCCUCCACCCCUGCACUUCACCUCUGCACCUUCACCAAGCUCUGGAGAGCCAGUGACACCCACAAACAAGCUGGGGCGCCGCAGCUUCUGGGACAUGCUGAGCAAGACGGAGUCCUCGGAGCUGGGCAGCCCCAAGACUACUGAUGACAUUGUGCUGGAGAGGCCAGAAGAGGCUCGCACGAGACGGCGCCACAAGACAGAGAAUGUCAAGCAGCACCUGAGCCAGGAUCGUGCCACAGCCACAGCUGAGCUGGAACAGGCACAGAGGCGCCGAGCCUGCCAGUUGGAAGAAGGAGAUGUAGGUACCGUGCACCCACUCUUCAAUCAAACCUGCCAGCAGUGGAUGGCAUUCAUGAACCACCUGGGGUGCCCGUCAGUGCAACAGUGCUCCUUGGAGAUGGUUUCUCGUUUCCUCCUGUCCUCCAUCCUAGUGGAAGUGGUGAACCUGGUCACUGCCCUGGCAAGUGACACCACUGUCAAAGUGUUUGAGCAGAUCUGCUACAAUCGGGGCACUGCCUUCCUGCCCUAUAAGUCUGGUCAGAAUACCAGCCCUUGCCCUGGAGUCAUCAGACACUUCAUCCUGCUGGGACGCAACUUCCAGCAGUGGCGUUGCAGCACAGAACAGGUUCACAAAGGGCUCCAGCGCUUUGAGGCCAUGGAAUUCAGCUCAGCAGAGAGAGGCUCUGAUCUCAGCCUUGUUGGUCGAGACCUGGUGCCCCGGCAAAGGUUCCUCUUCAUGGAGAUCAUUGACAAAAAGCUGACACUCUACACUUACAACUGGUCCCCAGACCUGGGGGCCAACUUGAACUGCUCCCUGACACGCCUGCUGCAGUGGCAGAAUGCGCGGUCCCACAUCGUGCACUGCCUGAUCAGCCAAAAGCUGGGACUCUUCCACCACCACUGCUUCAUGGACACACCAUGGCAUGAGGACAGCAAGCAGGAGCCAAAUCCUUUCCUGAACUCCACUUUGGAGGUGGAUGCGCUGAUCCGGAGCCCAUGUCCCCCGCCCAGCAAGGAGCAAGGCCGGCUGAGCAGCUCUGCCCGCAGCCUCCCGUCCCUGCACUUCCAUCCUGACGUGGUGCCCUUUGAUGAAGCUCUGCGGGAUGUCACCACCAUCAGGCGCUUACCCCACGGGCCUGACUUGGGACCUUUUGACCCUGUGGCUCGGCAUGGGGCCCAGUUCCUAGAAAUCAAGAGCAUGGAGAGGAAAGAACUGGAGAAACAGAUGAAGAUUGAAAACCUCUUUGUCACCUGGCAGCAGAGAUCAGCUCAGUCCAACAUGCCUAUCAGUCUGGCAGACCUGGAGACUCUGAAGCAGUCCUCACGCCUGGUUCACUACUGUGCCACCCCCUUGCUCUUUGACCCAGCCUUCCGGCAGCAAAUCCAGACUGACCAGCUGGGCAAGGUCGAGGGGAAGAAGCGCCACCGUUCCAAUGACUCUACAGCUUCGGGGAGGGACCGCAGCCACAGCUGUGACUCGGCAGAUGCACUGCCCUGCAAGGUGAAGGAGGAGCCCUGGCUGCAGGAGAUGUGCAAUGCCUUCCUGCAGCAGUACAUCCAGUACCUGCAGAGCAUGGGCUUCAUUCUGGUCCAGGUGCGGCCACCAUCACCUACCACUCGCAGUAGCACAAGCCGGAUCCGAGCUCUGGCAGCAAUGGGAGUGGAGGGUAGAGGGUCCUUUUCCUACACAAAGCCGAAACCAGAGGGAAGUCCAAAGAGCACAAGCCCUGCUGUUGCCACCUACCAUCUACAGAGAGCUCUUCCAGGUGGGAUUGUGCUCAUGGAGUUGGCCUUCCAGGGCUGUUAUUUCUGUGUGAAGCAAUACGCGCUGGAGUGCUCGCGCAUCCCCAUGGGCCAGUCCGUGAAUUCUCAGCUCUCCAUGCUUUUCACGGAGGAGUGUGACAAGGUGCGGGACCUCAUGCACGUGCAUUCCUUCAGCUAUGACUUCCACUUGCGCAUAGUCCACCAGUACCUGCUGGGCUCCCACAUGACUCUCCGCCAAGGCUACCAUCUCACCAGCUUCUUGGAGGAUUUCAUUGCCCAUCACUCUGACAUCCCCAAAUUUGGCCGUAACCACGUUUUCCAAGGCACGCUGGCCCUGCCCACCAACAUGAUCACUGCACACCAGCUGUACAACUACAUUGCUGACCAUGCCAACACCUACCACAUGAAACCCCUGCGCAUGGCCCGACCGGCCACGGGCAAUGACAGCAAGAAGGGAACACCAGGCACAGAGCAGAACGAAUAUGCACUGGUCUCUAUUUGGAACAGCUCGGGCUCCUACAAGGAUUCUGAAGGUCUGCGUCACCAUGAUGACUUCGAUGUGUCCCUCCUGGUUUGCCACAGUGCUGCACCGUUUGAGGAGCAGAGCGAGGCAGAGAGACGCAUGCUCCGGUUGCGUUUCUACGUCAUCAUGACAAGCCAGCGGGAGCUCUUCCCGCGGCUCACGGCCGACAUGCGCCGCUUCAAGAAGCUGCCGCGCUUGCAGCGGGAAGUGCUGGAGCCUGUGGUAGGCCGGGCCGCCUGGGAGGCAGCGGAGCCGGAGCCGAGCCUGGGCCGGCAGCCAUCGGCAGAGCGGGAGCUGUGGCAGGACGUGGAGGACAGCAGCGAGUUCUAUGCAGGGGGCACGCAGGUCAAACUGGGGCCAGGGCUCUUCUACACCUCUCCGCUCUUCCCCUUGCUGGCCUCUGAGGUGGCCUCAGCCCAGAAGCAGCUCAGCAGCAUGGUGCAGCUGGCCAAGUGCCACUGCCGCAGGGACAACCUCUGGAAGCGCCUUUUCCUUCUGGAGCCUCUGGCUUCUGACAAGCUGAAGCUGGGCAAGCUCUCGUUGGUGGAGCUGGAGGAGCUGCUCGAUGCCGUGCAUGGGAAAUCCAUUGCAGAUGUCGACCCUCAGCUGGAAUGCUUCCUCACCAUGACAGUCUCCUGGUACCAGAGCCUCAUCAAGGUGCUGUUGAGCCGCUUUCCCCAGAGCUGUCGGCACUUCCACAAUGCUGAAACUGGCACCCAGUAUCUGGUUGUGCUCAACCAGAAGUUCACAGAUUGCUUUGUUCUUGUAUUUCUUGAUUCUCAUUCAGGAAAAACGAGCCUCACUGUGGUUUUCCGGGAGCCAUUCCCAGUGCAGCCCCAGAACAGCGAGAGUCCUCUGCCGCAGCUUGUGUCCACAUACCAUCACCUGGAGUCAGUGAUCAACACCGCCUGCUUCAACCUGUGGACAGGCUUGCUCUAG